AUGUGCUCACGAAUAAGGCAUUCUAAAGCAUUGGGACCUGUAACAAAGGAAACCCACUUCGAAAACGAUACAGUUUGGCGUAAUGGCGAUAGAGAUUAUGCUCGAUCUUUAACACUUUGUCGUGGUUUGACGUUGGAUGAUAUUUUGAACACGUUGGAUGAGGAUGAUGAUGUUCUACUGCCUAAGAACCAACAAAUAGGCAUUAUUUUACAGCCCCCUAUAAAUGCGUGUCAGGAUUUGACAGAUGAAGAUUCGGGCGACGAGGAUUUGAUGACGAUUGGUAACCUGCCAGGCACACAACUCAUGGCAGAAGCUGAAUUAUUCGACACUACUCAAGAAGACAAGGAGGAAGAAAUACGAGAUAAAAUUGAUGAGGAUGAUUUACCGCUACGUAGCUUUAGAUUAGAUUAG
This is a messenger RNA of Acanthoscelides obtectus, 411 nucleotides long. Lineage: Eukaryota; Metazoa; Arthropoda; Insecta; Coleoptera; Chrysomelidae. The record is from the annotation of a GenBank genome assembly.